Molecule: messenger RNA, 4381 nt
Organism: Papilio xuthus (Asian swallowtail)
Lineage: Eukaryota; Metazoa; Arthropoda; Insecta; Lepidoptera; Papilionidae
Gene: Rab3-GAP
Product: Rab3 GTPase activating protein
Exons: 9
Coding region: 141-4139 (1332 amino acids)
Biological process (GO): regulation of GTPase activity
Source: RefSeq, a predicted model, not a curated record
AUUCUCUUUGGUUGAAACACCUAUUUCAAGUGUCAAAUACAAAGAUUUGAUCAAGUUUUUGUUGCAAUAAUACUGUAAUACGAUCAAUAAAAGAAAUAAAUGCAAUUAUAAUCGUAAUGGAUAAUUGAAUUUGUGAAAAAAUGUGCACUGUGGAACAGAUUGCUGAUUGUGGAGACAUUUUAAGUUUAGGAAGAUCUCUCUUUAUUCCUGAAAGAGAAGAUAAAAAUUGGCUAUCACAAUGUUCUGUCUCAUUGUCGCCUUGUGGUAACCUUCUGGCUGUGGGCUUCAAGAAUCGUUUGUGUCUUCUUACAACACAGUGGAUCAGUGCUAUUGAAAGUAACACUUUUAUUAUAUCGUGGAGUGGGACAUUACCUGCAGAAAUAAGUGCUAUUUUGGCCUUAUCUAUUUGCCCAUCAUAUCACUCUUCUCAGAAUGGACCUGAUUGGUUCUGCAUUAUUGUAGGAUUUACUAAUGGCAGUAUAGGAUUUUAUACUAAUACUGGCCAUUUGUUAUUGCUUGAAAAAUUGGAUGAUAAACCUGUUAUGAAGAUAUCAUGUCAUACAGGAACAUAUGGAACUUUACCAGAUGAUAUUCAUAUUUUGUUUCAAGGAUGCAUAUGCAUUUUGUCUGGGUCAAGUUUAUUUCAAACACUCCGAAAUGCAAAAGCACAGUUAGCCCGUGUUCAGGCUGGUGUACAAAGUGAUUAUGUUAUUGAUAGUCGCAGUAUAAAUAUAAGAAAAUGGUCAUUUACUGAACAAGAAUUGAUUAGCGAUGCAUCAGUUGUGGGCCUUGAAUUGAAAAAUACAUUUGAUCAUUUUCUGGCGGCUUCAACAUAUGGAGGCUAUGACACCUGGUACAGGUCAAUUCCUCCAGUCAAUAGUUUAAUAUUAACAGUAGGAACAUCGCCAUAUACUGGAUUUCAUUAUGCACUGGAAGGUGGAACAACACCACCACUGCAAGAUGUUGCAAGAGCUGUUGCUAACAAAAUAAAAUCUGCUUUGCCUGGCUGGCUGGGUGGUGGGUCAACUGAAAAUAUGGUUGCAAAUCCUGAGCCUAUCAUCCGAUCGGAGACACUAUCGAUGCGUAAUGGUAUAUAUGACUCGCAGCGCCUCGGGACAUUCGUAGCUAUAUCUCCGGAUCGCCGGCUGGCGGCGUUAGCAGACAACUUGGGCCGAGUUGCGGUACUGGAUGUCAACAGUGGAUAUAUAAUUCGGCUAUUUAAAGGUUAUAGGGAUGCACAAUGUGCGUUUGUCCAGAUUUUUGAUACAGAUAGCAAAAAACCGCAACUGACAUCAAUAAAAGAAAUAAGAAGAGCUAUAUUUUUAAUUAUUUACAACCCGAAAAAGGGCCUUAUUGACAUUCGUCUAAUGCAGAGAGGCACGCGUGUUGCAGUCUUCACAGCAACUAAAAAUGGUCAACUUCUAUACAACAGCUGUGGUUUGGUUGGAGCCGAAAAAAAUUAUAAUCAUAAAAAACUUAACAUGCCCGAAUUUCAAUGCGUUUUAAUAGACCCUGAUGGUAAAUUGAAGAAAUUCAAUAUACCUUUCUAUUAUUCUUUAGAAGGUGAACAUUUACAACGAUCCAAAGACUUGCAUGUUUUGCGCGAAAUACGCGAAAUUAUGAAAAAGGAACAGUUGCUCUCUGAGGAAUCAAAAAAUGAAAUAAUUCAAAAGGCAACAAAUUUUAAAACAUUGGAAAUAAGGAAACAUUGUAUGGAUUUAUUUAUAAGAAAUACGAAUAUGCCAAGCGACGUUCUUACAUCUUGUUUAGAAAUAUUUUGGGAGAGUGUUGAGAAAGAAAGCUUAAACAGUCAAGUCCAAGAAACUAAGAAUUAUUUCGCUAAAUUGGCUUUGCUGAUUUUCUUUUUUAGAAACAUUAAUGACGACGCUUGUGUUGGUAUGGAGGGGAUAGUAGAGAAAGUAUGUGAAGAUUUAAAAUUGACACAUACGAAAAAUGAAACCAACGAAGAAGAUGAAACAUGUCGAGCUUUUCAUCUCUUGGAAGAUGAUAGUUGCAUAUUGGAAAGAUUAUUGAUUUUAGCACAGGAAAAUAAUUUUAAGGAGUACCAACCAAGGGUUUCUUUUGUGGAUAACAAUACAAGUUCUUAUAAAGAAUUUAUGUCUUAUUUUGUUUUCGAUAAGACAAGCGAAGUUAUUACAUUAAAACCUGAUAUUGCUGCUGAAAAACUCGACAAUUUGGCUGCUAAUAUUUUUAAAUCUAUCAUAAAAUUAAAAGAUUUUUCCAAUUUAACAAAUGUAGUAAGAGAGAGUCAUAUUGAUUCUAAAGAGAUAGUCAAACUGGUAAUCACGCAUGUAAUGAACAUGUCACUAGAUGAAAUUAAUAUUGAACUAAUCGAGAACAUUAUUGAAAUAUUAUUUUAUCUCUGCAAAGUUACCGAGGACGCAACGAAUAUUAAUUACAAUGAUAUUUCACCUUGGUGGCAGAAUAUUCGCGACUUAUUAGUCGAAAUGCGAUGUCCAUUGAAAAGUAUGAUAGUAGCAAUGGCUUGUAAAGCGGUGGCUAGUUUGUUUGAAGGCAAGACGACUGGAAGAGAAGAUGCUUGGGAAUCAGUGACAAAAGAGAAUGCAAAAUGGGGUCUUUUAAUUGGUAAAUUAGAGGAUAUUUCAGUACUUAGCAUUACUUUAAUGUUUAAAGGAACUUUUAAAGGAAAAACACUACCUAAAUUGUCUGUGGAAGAUUUCAAUAUUAAUUUAAAAUACAUAUACACCAGAGGAAAAGGAUCUGUGACCGAAUUAAUAGCAAAGUGGCUUUGUAGUAUGGGUGUACUGCCCGAAGCUAUAAUUGCUAAUGAACUAGUUGAUCUAUAUUCUGAGACCGAUAUAGAUACUGACGACGAAAGUAGUGAAUCAGCGCAAUUGUUUUUAGUAAAUUCACGGGCAUAUGUUGAUGACAAUCAAAAUUUGUUUAAAUGGCUUUCUCUCCUUCGCCGACAGUUCCCGUUGAGUACAUUAGCAGACUACAUUAUUGCUAACAUGUGUUGGGAGUACGCAAUAAAUUGGCAGAAAUCUAUGCAAGCAAAUGAAAAUAUAAAAGCUGUUCUCCAUUGCCUAAAACAUAUAUCUAACUUGCACCUUCGUCUUGGUUUGUUUUCUAUCAUUUGGUCUACGUAUAUCAAACAUAGUUUUGAAUUGACUUGCCGUUUAGUCAAUAAGGUUGGUAAACUGCCAAAAGAUCAUCUUUGCUUGCAGGAUUUAGGAUUCAACAGUGAACAUUUGAAAAGUUUUCUGCAAGUCGUAACUCAAUACCUUCGCGAUUUUCACGUUUGUUCCACCACAGCUAUUGACCAAGAAAAAAAAGUCAUAAAAUAUGAGAAAAUAUGGGAUGAGAGCAUGCCGUCAUUGGUCGAAGUCGCCCAAGAUGUGAAAAAUGUUGAUAAUGAUAUACUAAAUCUUAAUUAUCAAAUAUCUUGUACAAUCUACUAUCAAUGCCAUUUUAACGUGAAAUUCCCGAAAGCUUUGGACACAUUAUUUGAUAUGGAUUAUCAAUACCUUAUCGAGGCUCUAGUUGGAAAUAUUGCUCAGAGAGAUAUAAAUAUGAAGCCUUCUGGAAAAAUGGUUAAUCCUAGAAUGAAAUUUUUAACGAAAUUAAUACGUGCUGCGAUUGAUACCAUCACUUGUGUGAAUAGUGAUGAAGCAAAUCUACUUUAUAAUAACGAGGACUGUUUGCUUUGGAUGGAAAAUAUUACUACUUUAGCUGAAUUAUGGAAUGUCAAUGAAAACUUUGUAAAGCACCAAUAUGUCGUAGGAUUGUACCAUAUGGGUUAUGAUACGUUGGCGCAGACUGUAGUAGGGUCGGUAGCGGAUCCUGAAAUGUUAUUGGUGCCUAUUGUAGCCAUCACUAUACAAAGGUUGAAACGAAAUCUUGAAAAGUGUAAAAAUCAACCGGAAUGGAUUGUCACAGUACCACCACAACUUUACAAACGGUUACAGAAUACGACUUUGGAUGUGUCUAUACCUGCUAACCCUUCUUUAACUACAACAAUGGUAAUACUGCAAAUACUUUUAUCACAAGUGGAUAAAAAAAUGUCCACCGAGACAUCAACUAACUUUCAAAAUAUACAUUUAGCAGAAUUGAUUGUGGAAACUUGUGAAGUGUUAAUACGAAGAAAUUUAGGGUAGUAAAAUUGAGACCUAGCGAUGCUAGUUUUUACAUGAAAAAUGAAAAAAUUUCGGCGUUGAGAAAUUUACAUUAAUUCAAAAUUUCGCAGGUUUUAGAUUACACAUAAUGCAAUCAUUAUAGUGUGUAUUUAAAAAAUUAGAUGAGACUUUUAAAAUGUAUUAAUUAAGAACAAUCAUAAAAUAAUAAAUAUAUAAAAAUAAAUCCCUGUAUGAAAUAAAACAAAUGAACUGCCCAAAACUUU